Phaeodactylum tricornutum CCAP 1055/1 is the source of this 3848-nucleotide messenger RNA. RefSeq lists its product with no specific name. The record is from RefSeq and is a predicted model, not a curated record. Gene Ontology annotation, cellular component: chromosome. Gene Ontology annotation, molecular function: protein binding; ATP binding; ATP hydrolysis activity. The coding region runs from base 161 to 3802 and encodes 1213 amino acids. NCBI's taxonomy places the organism in Eukaryota, Bacillariophyta, Bacillariophyceae, Surirellales, Neidiaceae. The transcript has 4 exons. Gene Ontology annotation, biological process: chromosome organization.
GGAUACGAAGUGUCAUCGGUUUAUUUGCCUUUCUUUUCGCAAGAGAGAGCGUACGCCAGAAAAGGGGAUCUCUGAAGCGCUGUUGAUAGUAUUAUCGUCGUGUGAAUCGAUAAAAUUCUGAGGCAGUCAGCAGCACCGGAAACGCUCCAUUUGGUUAACCAUGUUCAUUCAAGAAAUUGUCAUUGAUGGUUUCAAGUCCUACGCUCGUCGAACAGUCGUGGAGGGUUUCGAUCCUCACUUCAACGCCAUUACCGGCUUGAACGGGUCUGGUAAAUCCAACAUUCUCGACGCCAUUUGCUUCGUGCUCGGUAUAACGAACCUGUCCCAGGUACGCGCCGGAAAUCUUUCCGAGCUCGUCUACAAACAAGGACAGGCUGGAGUAAACAAAGCCACCGUUACGAUCAUUUUCAACAACGAGGACGAAUCUUCCAGUCCAGUAGGUUACGAGCAAUGCCCUCAGGUUACCGUCACACGCCAGGUUUUGAUCGGCGGCAAGAGCAAAUAUCUCAUUAAUGGACGCAAUGCCCCCGCGAAUCAGGUACAGAAUCUUUUCCAUUCGGUACAGCUCAACGUGAACAAUCCCCACUUCCUCAUUAUGCAAGGACGCAUCACCAAGGUCUUGAAUAUGAAGCCGCACGAAAUUCUCGGUAUGGUCGAAGAAGCUGCCGGUACCCGCAUGUAUGAAACGAAACGCGUCGGUGCCUUGAAAACGAUUGAGAAAAAGCAGCUCAAGCUGGAUGAACUCAACGCAGUUCUAGCCGAAGAAAUUACACCCACUUUGGAACGAUUGAGGGGCGAAAAACAAUCCUACCUUAAAUGGAGCAAGAACAACGCUGACAUGGAGCGUAUUGAACGUUUCGUCAUUGCCAAUGAAUUCAUGCAGGCACAGAAGGCUUUGGAUAAUAACACAGAAGGCUCCGCCGAAAUGGAAGAGCAGGUUGCCAUUCUAGACGACAAGACUUCGCAAAUUCGAGAACUCAUUGUUGCCAAGGAACGCGAGAUUGAAGAGCGCUCGUCCUCCCUCAAAGGAGAGUUUGAGAAUUCACAUAACGAAGCAAAAGUUUUGGAAGAGCAGCGCUCCAAAGAUCUCGUCAAAAUAACUUCCUCCUGGAAAAAUGCAAAGACCAAUGUUACCAAGGCAGAGAGCGACCUGGACGCGGCGCGAAGUCUCGUCACUGAAACGAAACAAGCGGUAGUUGCCAAGGAAAGCGACAUCGCUACUGAAUCGCAGAGCAUUGAACACAAGAUUCUGGCUGCCAAAGAGGCUGAGGAACGACUUGCACGGCUAACUCUGGACUACCAGAACAUGUCGGCCGGUAUCAGUUCCACAGAAGGAGACGAAGGCCGUACAUUACCGGAACAGAUAAGCAAGGCGCACAGCGAUUCAAAGUCAGCCGAGGCAAAGGUGCAGCAAGCCAGCAUGAAGAUGAAGCACUUGUCAAAAGAGUUGAAGCUGGUCGAGAAAGACCUCCAAAAGGAAGGGAAAACUGCUGAAAAGAUGGCCCAGAAGCGUGCAGUAGCAGCUCACAAAGUAGAGGAUUGCCGUGGCAAGCUUAAAGAUAUGGGCUUUUCGCCGGAAGAGUUCAAUGCUCUGGAUCAAGAAAAGACAGACCUGGAAAUUACCGUCUCGGAGUUGUCGGAGCGCGUUGACACGCUUUCCGCACAGCUUGAAGGGAGGCUCCGUUUCAAAUAUUCCGAUCCCGUGCGUGGGUUUGAUCGUAGCAAGGUCAAGGGGCUUGUGGCAAAGCUCAUCGAAGUGAAGGAUCACAAGAAUGCUACUGCUUUGGAGGUUGUUGCCGGUGGAAAGCUGUAUCAAGUCGUGGUCGACGAAGCAAUUACUGGUAAAGCGCUUUUGGACCGCGGCAAGUUAGAGCGACGUGUGACCAUCAUCCCACUGGACAAGAUCAAGCCGCGUAAUGUUAGUCACACUGCUUCGGAACUAGCCAAUGAUAUUUCCCAGUCGCUCGAUUCGAGGGCUUCUCCGGCAAUCGAAUUAGUUGGUUUCGAUGAAGAGGUUCGUAGUGCCGUUGAGUACGUCUUUGGCUCAACUAUUGUGGUCGACGGCAUGAAAGCUGCAAACGCUAUCUGCGAUGCAACAAAAACACGGACCGUUACCUUGGAAGGCGACGUUUACGAUCCGUCGGGGACUAUAUCUGGUGGCUCCAACAACCAAUUGGGGACAACUCUAGUCAAGCUCACUGAACUAACUCAAGUGACAAGUAAGCUCGACGAAAAGCGCUCGCUCCUUGCUUCUAUAUCGAUGAAAGUGAAGUCUAUGGCUACGCAUGCUUCUUCCUACGACAAGCUCAGCGCAACUUUGGAGCUAGCAGAGGCGGAACUGAGCAAUAUCGAUAAGCAUCUGUCACAGACUAGCUUUGGUAUGCUGGUUGAGCAGCGUGAUUCUAUGGCUGCCGAACUGGAAGCGGCCCAGAACGAGUCGAUUGAAAUGGAAGAGGAGAAAGAAAAAAAGUGGACACUCUUUGUCAAUCUCCAGGCACAAGAAGCUGAAUUGACCGAGCGUCGAGAACAACGCUUAGCUGAGAUUGAUCAAGCGGUCAAAGAUGCAAAAGCUGACACUGUUGAGAAAGGGCGCAUCGCUCGACAGGCGGACUCAAAAUCUCAAACAUUUUCUUUGGAACUCGAUAGUCUCCAAGCUGAGGUCGCAGCAGCAGAGGAAGCCGUUUCAGUAGCGGAGCAACUACUUGAUGAGGCCACGGGUGACGAAUCGAAGGUACAAAUGAAAGUUGGAGAAGUUCGCGCGCUGUACGAAGAAGCGAAGAAAGAGUUGGAUGAACUUGACGGCCGCCUAAAUUUAUACUCUGCCAAGCUUGUGGAGCUCAAACGCGCCAAGAGCUAUCUCGUCAAAGAAGCCGAAGUGGCAACCUUGGAAGCCAAGAAAUUGUCCGUGACUAUCACUCGGAUUCACAAGGAACGAAGUGGGGCGGAAAAGCUUGUUGCCACAUUGAUGAAAAAGUAUGCUUGGAUCGACAGCGAAAAGAGCGCUUUCGGGGUGCCCGGGGGAGACUACGACUUCGAAGAAACAAACCCGCGCCAUGUUGGGCAACAGCUACAGUCUCUCAAAGCCGAACAGGAAUCCUUGUCCAAGAAAAUCAAUAAGAAAGUUAUGGGAAUGAUUGAGAAAGCAGAAGGGGAAUACACUGAGCUUUUGCGAAAGCGGAAGGUGGUCGAGAACGACAAGAAGAAGAUACAGGCCGUCAUUGAGGAAUUGGACGUUAAAAAAAAAUCGGAACUCGAGCGUACUUGGGUCAAGGUCAAUCGGGAUUUUGGAUCCAUAUUUUCGACACUGUUGCCCGGCGCUUUUGCGAAACUUGAACCUCCGGAUGGCAUGAAAGCCUGGGAGGGUCUCGAAGUGAAGGUGGCUUUCGGUGACGUCUGGAAAGACAGUCUGAGCGAACUCAGUGGUGGACAGCGGUCUCUAUUGGCUUUGUCCCUAAUUCUGUCAUUGCUACUUUUCAAGCCUGCCCCAAUGUACAUUCUUGAUGAAGUCGAUGCCGCUCUGGAUUUGAGUCAUACCCAGAACAUCGGAAAUAUGUUGAAAACCCACUUUUCGCAGAGUCAGUUCGUUGUCGUGUCGCUGAAAGAAGGCAUGUUCAACAAUGCCAAUGUCAUUUUCAGAACGAAGUUUGUGGACGGGAUUUCUACGGUUACUAGAACAAUUGGAAUUGGGUCCAGCCGCAAUCGUGCCUUAGCCGAAUCUGACAACGCCGACUCCACCAAUACUUCUGAAAAAGGACGAACAGAGCAGUCAAGGAGAAUUGGCAAAGAAAAUACUGUAGUUUAAGGGUUUUGUCGACAGCUCACAGUCCAGCAUAAUUGUAGUGCUGUUU